UGCGUGCGGUGAGUCACAUCGACAUCUGAGCGCGUUGGAUUCCGCAUCGCGCGCCAGUCUUGCAUUUGCGCCAGCAUGUUCCUCGGGUCGCAGAACGGCAGCGAGCACUUUCGGCGGACGGCGCAGCAGACGCGGACGACGCGGGCGUCGGCCGAGUUGGAGCGAUGGCCGCGCACAUUUCUCGAAGACGCGAAAAAGAUGACGGACGACGCCGUCCUCAUGCGCGGCGAGUCGAUCACGCGCCACAUCCGCCAGAAGAUUGCGAUCCAGCACGACCUACUUCGGCACAACGAGACGCCGAUCCGGUCCGACUAUAGCAGCGCGACCGCUACGUACACGGUGUUUGCGUCGACGCUCCUCACUGCGUCGCUCGCCGAGGUGCUCAACGUUUUUUCGUGCGACGCGCAGCUCGGCUUUCAAGCGUUCCUCGCUCGUAUCUUUGGCGCCGAGCUCAUUGAGGUCAAAACCGCGCGCCGGCUAGCGACCGGCGUCGCACCGUGUGUGCGCGACGACGACGACGACAGCGCCACCGUUGUCUCGGACGUCCCGAGCAGCCAAAGCGACCGGGACGAAGUCCCGAAGCGCAGCCUGGCCGGCGCCAUCAAGCACGCCAAGUUUGAAACCAAACGCUUCUUUUCGCGGACGCGGCACGACUUGGUGUUUCUGGAUGCGAUGCAGCAACCGUCGCCGUCGUCGGUGCUCCGCGCCUUCAAAUCGCUCGACAACCCGCUCGUGUACCGCAUGGUCGACGCGAAAUGCAAGCUCCAGCACGUCACGUCGCUCCUCUUUGGCUACCACAUUGAAGACGUCGGCUCCGACCGCGUCCAAAUGGCGUUUUAUGGCAACCAUUUCGGGCCAAAGCCGAGCGGGUCGUCGUCGCCCGGCGCGUUCGGUCACCAUGUGCUCCACCGGCUGGCGAAAGGCCUUGCGAUCCUCGCCGAUGCCGUUGUCCGACGACGCCUCGCAGCGCACAUCACAACGGUCGACGCCACCGCGCUCCACUCGGACGCGUGCACGCGCUGUCUCAAGCGCACGCCGCUCCGCAAACAGGUCGUGUGCCGGCUCUGCGGCCUCAACUUUUGCCACGCGUGCUCGAGCAUUGAGCGCGUCGAGUCGACGAACGGCGUUUGCUUUGAGCUCCGCGUGUGUCGUGUCUGCUACGAGCAGUGCAAGGCCAAGUACAUUUUAACCAACAAGGUGCUCGCGACCACGUCGCUGACGGCGGCCGCGACACCGGUCGCACCGACUGGCUCGAUGCGCCGACCGAGUGCCCGCCAGCAGCGCGUGAGCCGAGCAGGCAAGCAGCUCGUGCAGGCGCUCAAGCACUCCAAAAUUGCGACCCACGAAGAGCUUUUGCAUCGGAUUAGCGAGCUCAGCGAAGACGGCUCGAGCCAGUCGUUCUGCCAAACCGAUGUCAUGCAGCUGCUGCAGUCGCUGCCGGAAGAGAGCACGACGCCUCGGAACCUGCGCCACUCGUUCAUGACGCCGAAAAGCACGACGCCAACGUCAUCCUCGUCCUCCUCGUCAGCACCAAUGACAACGACGACGACACCGACAGCGCGCCCAAAGAUUGAUCUCUGGACCGGCUUUCGAACGCCGCGCGGCAGCGACUACAAGGCGCAAGACCACAGUGGUCGCUUUGACCGUCUCUCGAGCUCUGAGAGCGAAGCACCGCCACGGCCUACGCCGCCCAGUACUCUGCCGAGCCGGGCGAGCAUGCCGCAGCCCAAGACGAUGGUCAUGCCGACACCAGCGCGGACCACGUUUGUGACACCACCACCGACAAAGGCAUCGGCGGUGCCGCCGCCCCGCGCCGUGUCGGCGUCGUCACCGCGGACACCAAUGGGCCGUACGCGCAGCUCGAUUCAGAUGGAGAUUACGCUGCAACAUUCGCAGGAAGCCGAGCAGCUCCGGCAAAACAUCUUUGUCGACCACGAGAUGAACGCGGUGCUGGACGCCAUGUGCGAGUCGCUCGUGCAGGAUGUCGAGGUCGCCCAAGCGUAUGUGUGCGUCGUCUACAAGGGCCAGUGCAUCCUCAAGGCGGCGUUUGGCGACAACGUGCCGCACAUGAUUUCGCCGGCGUGUGCGCUGAACCUGGCCGUGCUCUCGAGCCGGACACCCAUGUUUGUCUCGGAUGCGAGCGUGGACGCGCGGUUUGCCGCGUCGCCGCGCGUCACGGGCGCCGAGAACAUUCGCUUUUUCUAUGGUGUGCCGCUCGUGACGAGUGACGGCAUUGAACUCGGCACGUUGUCGAUCGCAGACGACAUGCCCCGCGGCCGUAUGGCUGCGACGGCCAAGGACAAGAUGGCGCGCGUCGCCGCCGACAUGUUGGCCCUCAUGGAGCAGCGGAGCCGCGUCGCGCUCCUGUAAGCUGAUGCACCGUACAUUAUUAUUUAGUCGUCGUUAUCUGUAUCGACUUUGUGUACGCUGUGGUGGCGAGGGCUCGGGUUGCAGCGUGUCAAAGCGGGUUAGGGUCGUUCAUGUAGUUUCAAAGUAGCGACUCUAGUCCUUAUAAAAUAUCUCUGUUAUAAGUGUUGUGGUCGACGACACUGUAG
This is a messenger RNA of Saprolegnia diclina VS20, 2555 nucleotides long. RefSeq lists its product as hypothetical. Lineage: Eukaryota; Oomycota; Saprolegniomycetes; Saprolegniales; Saprolegniaceae. The coding region runs from base 76 to 2370 and encodes 764 amino acids. The record is from RefSeq and is a predicted model, not a curated record. The transcript has a single exon.